UAUAGUGAGAAAAACAACGUCGUUUUAAAACUAUUGGGUUAAAUUAGUCACGAUUAGUUUCCUCAAAAGUUAACUGGAAUUCAAUUUAUUUACAUGCUUCUUAAUUAGCAUUAUAGUUGAGAUACAAACAAAUAUGGAACGACGUGUGUUAAAUAUUUUUAAAUGCAUUUAUGUACAUGCUACAUACAUAUUCAAUUCGUUCAUGCGCCAUAACUCAAGUCGUCCUUCGUUUCAUUAAGUACACAUUGUUUGAUCCGGGACCCACGCCAGCCACCACCAACCACCAGCAGCAACCGUCUUUCACUGUGCGAGUCAGUGGUUCCCAGAAAAGCGAACUGCACGUGGCCUCGUCUUCGUCUUCUCCUCAUCACCGUUCUUCGGUUUAGUCAGGUUUCCGGUUUUUCUUUUCUUUUAAUUUGCAUAUGAAAUUGGUUACAGUUUUUUAAAAACUAAAUUACCGUUAAAAAGUUAAAGUUGUAGUGAGUAUUUCUAGUCAUUUUUAGUGGUCACUUAAUUAUUCGGUGUGAGGAGAACGGAUUUUCGAACAGGAGAGAAAACGGUGCUACAAUGGCAGAAAAAGGGAGGAGAAACAUGUCAGAAGCUGCAGGAAAAAGUGGAAACGGAAGUAAAAGUACGCCAGCCAUGGAGGCGAAUAAGGAAUAUGCGGCGAUAUAUUUGGAUAAUUAUAUUGACUGCCUUCACGAUCUGCCCAAUGAUAUUCAGAGGAAUAUGAGCCGAAUGCAGGAGCUGAACGUGGACUAUGCAGAAUGCUGGACUCAAAUGGGGGGCGUCAUUAAGGAUUUGCUUAAUCAAAUUGAUAACCCGGGGAAUGAACGCUCAGGCUCGAGAGAUUUUAUCAACGGUAUCGGCACCCUGAACUCAAUUAUGGGAAAGAUGAACGUGAUGCAUGUCCAGCAAGAGAAGCUACAAAUUGCGGAGACAAUCUUUGAAACCAUUGAGAAUAAAGCGAGACAGCUAAGCUUGGAUAAGAAGAAUUUGGAUGAAUCUGAGAAAGCGGUGAUAGCAGAAAAUCAGCAGAAGGUCGCAACUGAGGUUUCAGCACCAGCUAAUUCUUCCCAAAAAGUGAACGAAAUGAAAUCAGAGCGAGUUGUCAAGUCUGGAAUUAAAAGACUUGGCAAAGGAAAGAAGGACUUAUCUCCAAUUAAGUUGCCAUCAACCCCGAAACAACCGACUACUGUAAGCAAGCCUAGCUCUGGUAAGAAGAAGCCUCACGGGGGCGCUAGGUCGUCUGGAUCUUCGGUGAACACCUCGCCCACUUCACAAGGGUUGGUGGUGAAAUACCCUAAAGAAUCUAUUGCUAUUCCACCGCCGUCCAAGCCCCCUCCAAAGAAAGUGGUGUCAUUUGUUAUCAAGAAGAAACGUGGAUACGGUUUCGUGAAACGAAAAGGAGCAACCAAGAAAUUUCAGCCUAAGGAAAACGCUAAUAUUCAGUGGCAGCAAAUGCAGCAGCAGCAAAUGACCGCUGAUCAAACCGCCGAGAUACCUGGGGCUGACAUUGAGCCCCUUUACUGUCUUUGUAGCCAGGUUUCUUACGGAGAUAUGAUUUGUUGCGAUAAUGAACUCUGUCCAAUAGAGUGGUUUCACUUUGGAUGCGUUCAGCUAGCACGUAAGCCAAGAGGCAAUUGGUAUUGUCCUCGAUGUCGUGAUGGGAAAGCGACUUUGAUGAAACAACGCUCUAUUUUGAUCAAAGAACUGGAAGCUUACAAUCGCGAACGAGAAGCUGAAAGCAAUGCGAAACAACCGGAAUAACUUGUUAACUUGAUAUGUUGGUUGUUAUCGAUGAGGAAUUCUUAUUUCCAUGUAGUUUUAGAAUGUCGUAAUUCUUUUGUCUGUAUGCUACUAACUUUUAACAAUUUGAAUGUGAUAUUGUGUCACAUGGUGCCUUACAUUAAGUCAACUAUGAAAUACUGUUGUGAUUCAUUCCCGUACCAAUACCAUUAGCUAUAAAUACCAUUGUGAAUCUCCAAAGCCAGACUGGAAUUUUAAACCACAAAAAAUACAAUAUCAAAUAGAAUAGUAAGAUCUAAUAGUUAAUAUUUAUGUGGUUGCUCAAUAUAUUUUAUUGUAUAUAAUUUUGCUGUUAUCAAUUUGGAUCAAUACGCUUUAAAGGGAACCAUACUGUAAUGGAAACUAUGAGUCAUUGUACUGUGUGCUAGUUAAAAAAAUUACGUGUUCUAGUGGGAUCACAAAAAAGAGUUUUAUUAUUAUUCAUUAAGUUUUCUUAUUUUGGAACAAGUUUUUAGCAAUAGAUAAUCAUUCCUAUAAUAUGUAAUUAUUUAAUUUAUUGCUAUGUAUAGUACAAAUAAUAACUAUUUUAUCCUACUACAAUUGUUGAAAAGACUUGAAAGAGUUAAAGACUUUAAAACACUCAGAUUACAUGGGAAUCUUAUCACUUUACAUUUAGUACACAAAUUGGUUUAAUGUUCCUACUUACAUAUAUAUGUACAAUAAAAGCGCUCAAUACAUCCAUGGAUGGAACUAGUAGUUUAAGAAAACCAUAAAAUCUGUAACCGAUAUUUUGGCAUUGAAAAGUUAUUUAGUGUAAACUGAAUUUGAUAUCAAAUGUUAACCUGUAACCUUUCUAAUCUCAAUAAUAAACAAGUCUGAUGUAUAUUAUAUUAA
Messenger RNA from Folsomia candida, 2643 nucleotides. RefSeq names its product inhibitor of growth protein 2-like. Bases 568 to 1770 code for a protein of 400 amino acids. The transcript has 6 exons. The record is from RefSeq and is a predicted model, not a curated record. Gene Ontology annotation, cellular component: nucleus. Lineage: Eukaryota; Metazoa; Arthropoda; Collembola; Entomobryomorpha; Isotomidae. Gene Ontology annotation, biological process: positive regulation of DNA-templated transcription.